Messenger RNA from Brassica rapa (field mustard), 3036 nucleotides. Its product is annotated as probable sulfate transporter 3.5. Lineage: Eukaryota; Viridiplantae; Streptophyta; Magnoliopsida; Brassicales; Brassicaceae. Gene Ontology annotation, biological process: sulfate transmembrane transport. The record is from RefSeq and is a predicted model, not a curated record. Gene Ontology annotation, cellular component: membrane. Gene Ontology annotation, molecular function: secondary active sulfate transmembrane transporter activity.
AACAUUUGUUAACAUAAAAACUUGAAUAAAUGAUAUUUUUCUAAACUGGAUUUAAAAUGAUAAUAACAUUACACUCAUAUUAAUUUGAAAGAUGUUACCGACAUGCACUAUAUAUAUAGAGAGAGAUAUUUACAUAUAUUAUUCGCAGUGGUUUCAAAAUUCAACAUUCGAUUUUGUUCAUUCUGAAAUUUCAGUUGAUCUUUUUUUUUCACCUAGUAAUUCAAAAUACAUUCAACUUUUACAUAUUAUAAUAAUUUUAUUUAGCAAAAUUCAACAUUUUAUUUUUACUGAUUAAUAAUUUUUUUUUUGAACUGAAUUAAUAAUUAAUUUUUGCUAUAUCUAAACUAAAUAAACUAUAUAUUUAUUUAAAAUACAGAAUAAUAAAUUUUGUAUAAAACUGAAAUAAUUUAUUUAAUAAUGUAUAGUAAAAUAAAUAAUCUUAAAUAACUAUAUUGAUAUGAAAAUAUCAAAAACUUCUAGAAAUUGACAUGCGGCCUCGAUGGUCCAUUUUUGUUCAACAUGUUAAAACGUUUUUAAUAACAAAUAAUCUUUAUCGUCAAAUUUCUUAUUCAGCAUGUUAGUUAUAAUGAUUCAACUUUUAUUCAACACAUCAACUGUACCUAGUCUACGCAAUGAAGUGUUGUAUAGAUAAGAAUAGCAGAUUUAUUACCAUAAAAGACAUACGCUAUUUACUCACUAUGUUGAAAAAAAUCCAAAAUAUCAUCUCCCACUUUCUUUGGUCAUCCUUCUAUAUAUAACACAACCAUACUCUCCAAUUCUCUACAAAGCACUGAAAAUACAGAAAACAAAACAUAAAUUAUCCCCCAAAAAAAUACAAAAACAUAAAGGCGAGAUAGAGAUUUUACCUCUUGCUUGCUUGUUGUGUGUAUUCAUACAUAAUUGUUUUUUUUUUCUUUUGUAACCAUGGAGAGUGACAGAACAAGCUCCUCCUCGUCACCAAAAGGGCAGGGAGUAAACUUCUCGGCCCCGAGAAGCUUUGUUGAAAAAUUGAGAUCGAAAUGUAAAGAAACUUUCUUCCCCGAUGAUCCAUUUAAACCGAUAUCGCAAGAGCCAAAUGGUUUGACAAAAACAAAAAAGACAUUGGAGUAUUUUGUUCCAAUCUUUGAGUGGCUCCCAAAAUACAAUCUGCAAAAGCUAUGGUACGAUUUGCUUGCGGGAAUAACCAUAACCAGCCUUGCCGUUCCUCAGGGUAUUAGUUAUGCUAAUCUCGCCAGUAUCCCUCCCAUCAUUGGCCUAUAUUCAAGUUUUGUGCCGCCAUUUGUGUACGCCGUGUUAGGAAGUUCGAACACUCUCGCGGUGGGAACAGUCGCAGCAUGCUCCUUGCUGAUCUCUGAGACAUUUGGUGAGGAUCUAUUGAAAAAGGAUCCUAACCUCUACCUUCAUUUGAUCUUCACCUCCACUUUCAUCACUGGUGUAUUCCAAUUUGCUUUGGGCUUCUUCAGGUUGGGGAUAUUGGUUGAUUUCCUGUCACAUUCGACCAUAACGGGCUUCAUGGGAGGAACAGCUAUAAUCAUUCUCCUCCAACAGCUUAAAGGUGUCUUUGGUAUAGUCCACUUUACGCACAAAACUGACGUUGUUUCUGUUCUCCACGCACUCUUCACCCACCGUGAUGAGUGGAAGUGGCAAAGUGCACUUGCUGGGCUCUGCUUUCUUAUUUUCCUCCAAUCUACUCGAUACAUCAAGAAAAUAAAACCAAAGCUAUUUUGGGUAUCAGCAAUGGGUCCAAUGGUGGUCGUCCUUGUGGGUUGCCUAGUUGCUUAUUUGGUGAAAGGGACAGAACAUGGGAUCCAAACAGUUGGGCCUUUAAAGAAAGGACUAAAUCCUCCUUCCAUCCAAUAUUUGACCUUUGAUGCCAAGUAUCUACCGUUGGUUAUUAAGGCUGGAAUCGUCACUGGGCUCAUCGCAAUGGCUGAAGGGAUAGCGAUAGGAAGAAGCUUUGCUGUAAUGAAGAACGAACAAACGGACGGGAACAAAGAGAUGAUAGCAUUUGGUCUUAUGAACAUAAUUGGCUCCUUUACUUCUUGCUAUUUGACAACUGGGCCAUUUUCAAAGACAGCAGUGAACUACAACGCGGGAACAAAGACACCAAUGUCGAAUGUAGUGAUGGGUCUUUGCAUGAUGCUUGUGCUUCUUUUCCUCGCGCCUCUAUUCAGCUACACACCACUCGUUGGUCUCUCAGCCAUCAUUAUGUCAGCCAUGUUAGGCCUCAUCGACUACGAGGAGAUGUACCAUCUCUUCAAGGUUGAUAAGUUUGAUUUCCUCGUCUGCAUGUCCGCGUUUUUCGGUGUUUCCUUCCUUAGCAUGGACUACGGCCUCAUCAUAUCCGUUGGGCUUUCCGUCGUGAGAGCGUUGUUGUACGUCGCACGGCCCUCGACUUGUAAAUUGGGAAGAAUACCAAACUCGGCUAUGUUUCGAGACAUAGAACAGUACCCUGGUUCUGAGGAGAUGUCUGGUUAUGUCAUUCUUCAGUUGGGUUCUCCUAUCUUUUUUGCCAAUAGUACGUACGUACGUGAAAGGAUUUUAAGGUGGAUUCGAGAUGAACCUGAAGACGUCCAGUUCCUUCUCCUUGAUCUCUCUGGUGUUUCAAGCAUUGACAUGACAGGGAUGGAAACACUGCUUGAAGUGCGGAGAAUCCUUGUAUCAAAAGGCAUCAAGAUGGUGAUAAUAAAUCCAAGAUUUGAAGUCCUAGAAAAGAUGAUGUUAUCGCAUUUUGUAGAGAAGAUAGGAAGGGAGUAUGUGUUCUUAUCCAUCGACGAUGCGGUUCAAGCAUGCCGAUUUAAUCUUUCCACCUCCAAAUCGGAACCGUGUUCCUAGUUAUUAAUUAGUUAAAGUUUCUAGUAAAAGUCGUAUUGGGUUGUGUAGCUUUAAUGUAAUGUGGUCGAAACAAUAACUAGUUUCAGUUAGACCACCCUAUGUAUGAUUGCUCUUAUCCCAUUUGUAGCACUAAGAAAUCAAGAGGGAAAUAUUCAUAAUCCAAGUGACUCAAGUCUUGGUUGAGCCGGACGUUAUUUUUUA